Molecule: messenger RNA, 492 nt
Organism: Cooperia oncophora
Lineage: Eukaryota; Metazoa; Nematoda; Chromadorea; Rhabditida; Trichostrongylidae
Source: the annotation of a GenBank genome assembly
AUGCGGUCCCUACAACGUUCUGCCGUAGUACCUGUUGCUAUUAUAAGGCAAAAUUCUCCUGAAAACGAAGAAUACUGCCCCGCCCCAGUAGCGUCACCAUGGGGAGAGAUCACCUUUUCUGCGACAUCGACAUUGGAAGGCUUCCCUCCCAAGACGACCGCAGCGCUACGAUGCACGUUUGGGAGAUGGGUUGUUGGACCCUCUUUCGCCACGUGCACUCGAGGAACGUUCCGCCCGCUUUUAGGGAAAUGUACUGAUGGCACGGACGGUGCAACGCCUGGAGUUUGUAUGCCAUUGACACCGCCCUCUAACGGAAUGAUCACCUACAUACAAGCAGGGCGACAAGAGAACUUUGAAGUUGGAACGACGGCUUUGCUUUACUGCUUGGCGUCACAUGCGGUGACUGGGCAAGCUACAGUUGUCUGUUCUAAAGAAGGAUGGCAGCCAUCCAGUGGGUUAGGAACGUGUGAUCCAACGGAGCGCCAGGGAUAG